Thalassophryne amazonica is the source of this 2595-nucleotide messenger RNA. Its product is annotated as retinal Mueller cells isomerohydrolase-like. The coding region runs from base 23 to 1723 and encodes 566 amino acids. Gene Ontology annotation, biological process: retinal metabolic process; zeaxanthin biosynthetic process. Gene Ontology annotation, molecular function: beta-carotene 15,15'-dioxygenase activity; retinol isomerase activity; all-trans-retinyl-ester hydrolase, 11-cis retinol forming activity. NCBI's taxonomy places the organism in Eukaryota, Metazoa, Chordata, Actinopteri, Batrachoidiformes, Batrachoididae. The record is from RefSeq and is a predicted model, not a curated record. The transcript is spliced from 14 exons.
GAGCUAGUUCAAGCGAGGAAGGAUGGAAAAGGGGGAGGAGGCCCAGCUUCAUCUCUCCACAGGAAAUCUGUGCAGCCCAAAGCUUCAGUUCCACUGUGUUUGUGAGCGCAGCAGCAGCAUGGUGAGCCGUGUGGAACAUCCUGCUGCAGGCUACAAGAAGAUCUUUGAGACUGUGGAGGAGCUGAAUGAACCCAUUCCUGCAAAGAUCACUGGGGUGUUGCCAUCAUGGCUUCGUGGCAGCCUUCUUAGGAUGGGUCCGGGUCUUUUCGAGAUUGGGGAUGAGCCGUUCCACCACCUGUUUGAUGGACAGGCCCUUAUACACAAGUUUGACCUCAAGGAUGGUCAUGUGACUUACUACAGGAGGUUCAUCAGGACGGAUACGUAUGUUCGCGCCAUGGCUGAGAACAGAAUUGUCAUCACUGAAUUUGGUACAGCAGCUUACCCGGACCCCUGCAAAAACAUCUUCUCCAGAUUCUUUACCUACUUCAAAGGCAUUGAAGUCACUGAUAACUGCCUCGUUAACGUCUAUCCAAUUGGUGAGGAUUUCUACGCGGUCACUGAAAGUAAUUACAUCACCAAGGUUGAUCCUGAUUCGCUAGACACCAUAAAGAAGGUAGAUCUGUGUAAGUACCUGUCGGUGAACGGGGUGACCGCACACCCCCACACUGAAGCAGACGGCACCGUCUAUAACAUUGGCAACUGCUUCGGCAAGAACAUGAGUCUGGCCUACAACAUCGUUAAGAUCCCACCCGCUGAGAACGAUGGGUCGGAUCCUUUUGAGAAGUCUCAGGUUGUGGUUCAGCUACCCAGCAGUGAGCGGCUCAAACCCUCCUACAUCCACAGCUUUGGCAUCACGGACAACUAUUUUGUAUUCGUGGAGCAGGCGGUGAAGAUCAACCUGCUGAAGUUCCUGUCGGCGUGGAGCAUCAGAGGAGCCACCUACAUGGACUGCUUUGAAUGCAACGACAGCUUGGGAUCUUGGUUCCACCUGGCCACGAAGAAUCCAGCCGGUUAUCUGAGCAGCCACAGGUUCAGAACAUCAACCUUCAAUCUCUUUCAUCACAUCAACACCUACGAGGAUGAAGGCUUCAUCGUCGUCGACCUGUGCACGUGGAAAGGGUAUGAACUUGUGUACAACUACCUUUACCUCGCCAACCUGAGGCAGGAGUGGGAGGAGCUAAAGAAGGCAGCGAGCCGAGCUCCUCAGCCUGAAGUCAGGAGAUACGUGCUGCCGCUCCACAUACACGGGGAAGAACUGGGGAAGAACUUGGUGACUCUUUCUUACACCACAGCAACGGCUGCUCUUCGCAGUGACGGGACCAUCUGGCUCGAGCCUGAAGUCCUGUUUUCAAGUCCGCGGCAGGCCUUCGAGUUCCCUCAGAUUAACUAUCCGCAGUGUCGUGGGAAGAAGUACUCAUUCGUGUACGGACUGGGACUCAACCAUUUCAUCCCCGACAGGAUAGUCAAACUUAACGUACAGACCAAGCAGAUGUGGGUGUGGCAGGAGGACGAGUGCUACCCAUCAGAGCCGCUCUUCGUACCAACACCUGGAGCUACAGAGGAGGACGACGGUGUGCUGCUGAGCAUCGUGGUGAAGCCAGGUGCAGAGAGACCGAGCUCCCUGCUGGUGCUGGAUGCCAGAAAACUUACAGAGGUCGCCAGGGCAGAGGUCAAUGCCAUCAUCCCCUUGACCCUCCACGGCUCCUUCAAACUAAGAGACUGACCUGCUGCCGGAACAGGCUAAAGUACAUCCUGAAAACACCAGGUGGCACACAGCAGGCUCUGAUAAAACUCUUAAACCCCAAAUCUGAAUUUAACAAAUAUGUGGCUGUUCGCAGCGUAAAUUUAUAAUCCAACAAUGACGGCAAUAAAAUUCACAUUUUGCUUAGAUUCAACUUGUUUGAUCGUUCAAAAAGCUAGAGAACUACAAAAUAUUCAACAAAUAUGUUUUAAUCACCAAGAUUGAAUGAUGGAGAAACUUCAUCUCUCAAUUAAUCUGACACUUUGAGGCGGAUGUGGUGGAUUUCAGAUUUUCCAUCAAUCCGCUGUGAUGUAUUGACUUUAUUUCCCGCUGAAUGAUCGCAAACAUUUUUACAUUUUAGAGACAGGUUGUACACGUAAUGACCAACGUCUCUACAUCGGAGAGGUCGUACUGAGUUCUCCACAAAAGCAUCUUCAUCUUCAAGUGGUUUUAGUCCACAGGGAUAUGAUCAUCUUCAGCUGAAGAUACUGUUGGGAAACAUGAUUACACCUUCACCUGUCCUGAAAAUUAACUACCUUUUUUUUUUUAUACACUUUUCCUCGCUCUAACAAAGUAGGUUUAUACACAUGUAAGAGAAGUUAAAUGUUACCGACAGCAUGAAUGUCCGCAAAUCAGACACAAGGGGGUUAUUCCCGUUCUAAUUCAAUUCCAUCGUUAGCACGGUUUAUUUUUCUAUAGGUAAUUCAGUCAGCGAGGCUUACCGGCAAGCCGAGGCAGCGUCGCUCCAACAGCGGUCAGAGCACAAAGUAAUCCAUCAAACGUGAAAAUCCGUCAAAUGUGAAACGGUAAUUUUGUAUCAGAAUCCACAUCAGUACUUUCGUAUGGUAACUUAA